AUGGAAUCAGGCCAUUUAGACUGGGAGCAGGCAAAUGAACUAGAGCUUGAUUCUAUUGGCCUGGAAGAAAAUACUUCUUCAACCGCCUCAGAAUCCGACUGUGAACCCUUUGAAGGAUUGGACCCGGCGGUUUAUUCUCUGUUUGAUAAUUCAGUGGAUCCAGACGGAGACGCCAAUGGUGAAAUAAGCUGGGACGACUAUCUUUUUGAGGCACUCAACCAGCUGGCUGAUGAGCCGGUCCCAUGGGAAUUUCUGACUAAGAAACGGCCGAAAGCAGACCAACCGUCAUGGUAUCCCUUCAAAGAAAAGGAGUAUCUAAUUGGCUCACUCAUGAUGGGCUAUAUGCACCACAUCAUGUCCCGCAACAUAUAUGCACAACUCCGCCUGAUAAUUUCCUUGACCGGUUGCAAGCUUCCACACUGGAAGACAUUGGUGAAGGCGCGUGUGGAUAUCCGAAAAAUGCUGAAUCUCAAGUUGCAUCAACGAACAAGUAUCCUGAACAAUGAAUGCUACUCCGUUAGCUUGUCCGCAUUGCUGAAACAGGCCUACAUCCGUGAAUUUUUGCACAUUGAUUCCUCCGGCGAACAUUGCCCAGUGGCGAGCCGCAAUUGGGAAUACAUAAAGGAGCAGUCUGUUGAACUGUGGGAAUUAGCUCAGGAUGGCGUCAAAUGCCAUUACGAUGACCCCUCAAAGGAGAAGGGGAUUUGCGAUACCAUCAACAGACGCUUUGUUGAAAAGCUUUUUGAUAAAGCCAACCCCAAGCUCAAAGCCGAAGUCCUCCGGCUGGCUAAAGAGGAUCUUGAACGCUUGUUCAAUUCCUUCCUGAAGUUGAAAGCACUCCGUUCAAUCACCUCGCGAGCUCGCCUCGAAAACCACGAAACACACACCCAAUUUUACGCGGCGGAUGAAGUGACUGCAAUUUUUAGCCAGAACAGCCUCAUCCAGAUGUCCAUGGGUUACAACAAUUUGCUUAUGAACCCCGGAAAUGGCUUCCCACAUGUCAUGCAAAUCCCUCUGACCAAGCAAGAUGUGCAAUCAAUCCCGCUGUACUUUGAUCAGAUGCCUAACACCCAUCCAAAACAAGUAUGCCAGUUGAGGCUGAGCAAGAAGGACAUUAUCAAGAGGGGCUUCUUUGUCCUGGCCCUUGCGGUCAAUCAGCAAAUCAGAUUAUUGGCCGUGUUGAAUCCUUGUGGGAAUGCAGGGAUCAUAAUCGCGUGA
Messenger RNA from Puccinia triticina, 1218 nucleotides. RefSeq lists its product as uncharacterized. The coding region runs from base 1 to 1218 and encodes 405 amino acids. Lineage: Eukaryota; Fungi; Basidiomycota; Pucciniomycetes; Pucciniales; Pucciniaceae. The transcript is spliced from 6 exons. The record is from RefSeq and is a predicted model, not a curated record.